Messenger RNA from Aplosporella prunicola CBS 121167, 582 nucleotides. RefSeq lists its product as uncharacterized. The coding region runs from base 1 to 582 and encodes 193 amino acids. The transcript has a single exon. The record is from RefSeq and is a predicted model, not a curated record. NCBI's taxonomy places the organism in Eukaryota, Fungi, Ascomycota, Dothideomycetes, Botryosphaeriales, Aplosporellaceae.
AUGGCGCGACGGAACGGAGUGAGCUCCAGGCGCACUUACCUGGUGCUCGUCGACGCGGCCGUCAGCUGGUGGUGGAUGGCGUCGCAGCCCAAGCACCGCGCACGGCAUCGGGUCCCGGCGGCGGUGGUGGUGCGCAGCAGCAGCAGCGGUGACGAGAAGGCAGAGGUCGAGAGAGCGCGGCGGGUCCACGUGGACGCGUCGCGAGGGCGGCCGCAGCAGGUGUUCCUCGACGGUUGCGUCAGCCCCGUCAGCAGGCGGCGCGCGGCGUGGUGGUGCUGGGCCAUUGCCAUCAUCAUCGCAUGGCGGGUUGGAUUUGUUUUUGGAGAGAAGGCAGGAGGGAAGCGGGCUGAGGUGGAUGAAGACGACGAUGAGGUCAAGCCGGGCUCGUGCGUCGCCGUGAUCGUCGACUCUGCCUGUCGACCCAACCACCACAAGCUUCGCCUUGCAAAACUCAAUUCGCCUGCUAGCACACGUGCGGUCCCGACGCUUCGUCAACCCCUACCACCCCCUACUUGCGCCGCAGGUCCCGUGACUAGCCGAGAUCCUCCGCCUGCGGCUCGGCGCGCGAUGGAAGAAGCAUAA